Melampsora larici-populina 98AG31 is the source of this 858-nucleotide messenger RNA. RefSeq lists its product as uncharacterized. The coding region runs from base 1 to 858 and encodes 285 amino acids. The transcript has 5 exons. Lineage: Eukaryota; Fungi; Basidiomycota; Pucciniomycetes; Pucciniales; Melampsoraceae. The record is from RefSeq and is a predicted model, not a curated record.
AUGGUUCAUUGCGGUACAUAUGGUAACGAUAUCAAUAUUGUACCUUGGUGGUUUUCAACAAUUCAAUACUUUUAUGGACUCUUUGGAUGGGGCCAGCAGCAAGGGUAUUAUUUUUGGCAUUCAGAUGAUGCUAUUGACAAUUUACAAAAACUGGACCUGUUACUUGCCAAGGUGGAUACUGAGGGCCUGAAAUGGCUUUUUUUUUGUAUGAGUGAACUGGCUUGUGAAUGUCAAGAUAAUGUUUCAGUGGAUCAGUUGGAUGGAAAGUUGCUUCCAAUCAAAUGCAAAUGCAAAGCCACAUCUAACCAAAAGUUGCAUCCUAGGCAGGCUAUCUGGCAAUUGGAUAUCAAACAUCUCACAAUUCCCGAGGCUCUACAAUUCCUGGAGGAAGGCAGAGCCAUAGUUUGCAAAGACAAAGAAGGUGCUACAUAUGGAAAGCUCUCUUUAUGGCUAGCUCAAGUUUCAGAACGACAGGAAGAGAAAUCACCAGACAAAUUGAAAUCAAUUGCACUAUUCUACAUAGAUGCUCUGACAUACUUCCAAGACACACCUGGUUUGAUCUUCAAGGUGGUAUCCUACUGGUCGAUUGUAUCAAGUUUUGAAGAAGCUUGCUUCCCUAUGUUAACCAAAGAAAUGAAGCAAGUUCCUAGUCACAAGUUUAUACCAGUCAUUCCUCAGCUUUGUGAAUUACUACACUUCCCAGAAGCUGGAUUCAAAAUGGGUUUGAUGGAGAUCUUGACCAGAUUAUCAGAGGACCAUCAUUUCCAUUCAGUUAUGACCCUCUUAUAUCAUGCAAAAUUUGAACCAGGAAUAGAACUUGACAAACAAGCAGGGAAUCCAUCUGACCAAAGUCUUUGA